This is a messenger RNA of Galleria mellonella (greater wax moth), 1770 nucleotides long. It is a transcript of the gene gny, whose product is annotated as dolichyl pyrophosphate Man9GlcNAc2 alpha-1,3-glucosyltransferase. Gene Ontology annotation, cellular component: endoplasmic reticulum membrane. Lineage: Eukaryota; Metazoa; Arthropoda; Insecta; Lepidoptera; Pyralidae. The record is from RefSeq and is a predicted model, not a curated record. Gene Ontology annotation, molecular function: dolichyl pyrophosphate Man9GlcNAc2 alpha-1,3-glucosyltransferase activity. The transcript has a single exon. The coding region runs from base 103 to 1704 and encodes 533 amino acids. Gene Ontology annotation, biological process: protein N-linked glycosylation.
UGUCAAAUUAUCCUAUCGACUCGCUUGCCGCGUCAUUUAGAAAUUAGUUUUAUGAAUGAAUUGCGCCCUUUUUGUGUUUAAAUUGGCGAUAGUUUUGAUACAAUGAGUAGAAAGGCCGAUCCGGAUAGAUUCAAUGUCACAAAAGAUGCCCUGCUUCCUGGGUUGUUCUUCGCUCUACUUGUGCGGUGGUGUGUCGCGGCGUAUCCGUACUCUGGGCAAAAGAAACCGCCGAUGUUUGGGGAUUAUGAAGCGCAGCGGCACUGGCAAGAGAUAACCGUUCACAUGCAGAUUAAAAAUUGGUACUAUAACACCACGCAAAACGACCUCCAAUACUGGGGAUUGGACUACCCGCCCCUCACGGCGUACCACAGCCUCCUGAUGGGUCUGGUGGCGGAUUGGCUGGACCCAGAAUCAGUGAGACUAUUUGCCUCAAGAGGUUAUGAAAGUGACACUCAUAAGACAUUCAUGAGAUGGACAGUUUUUCUCAGUGAUAUAUAUUUCUAUGUGACUGCUGUACUGUGUAUCUGCAUAGAUGCUGAAAGAGUGAAGCCUAAGGACCAAAAAAAUGUGUUUAAACGCAUGGACAUUGCGAGCAUACUGUUUCUAUUGUAUCCAGGUUUAAUUCUUAUUGAUCAUGGUCACUUCCAAUACAACUGUGUAUCAUUAGGUCUGUUCUUAUGGGCUGCAUUCUUUAUAGUUGCCAUAGAGAAUGAUGUGUUAGCAACAAUUUUUUUUGUUCUCGCUUUGAACUAUAAACAGAUGGAGUUGUAUCAUGCACUGCCGUUUUUCUGCUAUUUAUUACGUAAAUGCUUUAUUGGUUUACCACCCAAAGGGAAGAUUAAGCAUAUUGUGAGUAAUUUCAACAAGCUUGCCAUAGCGGUGAUAUCAUGUUUUAUUUUAAUUUGGUAUCCUUUUACGGGAUCUUGGAAUGAUAUAUUGCAAGUCAUACAUAGAGUAUUUCCCUUAAAGAGAGGUGUUUUCGAAGACAAAGUUUCCAAUGUGUGGUGUUUCAUAAAUGUGUUUGUUAAGCUAAAAACAGUUUACACAAACGAGGACAUGGCACAGAUGUGUCUGGUUGCAACAGCGGCAGCAGUGUUGCCCUCUUGUUUAGAUUUAUUCUUCAGGAUUAACAAGAAGAAAUUUGUUCUUUCCCUCAUCAAUGUGUCGCUCGCAUUCUUCUUGUUUUCCUUCCAAGUACAUGAGAAAAGCAUAUUGUUAGUGGCUGUGCCUGUAGCGAUGCACUUUCCCGAAGAUCCGUUUAUGUGUUUUUGGUUUCUACUCAUGUCCAACUUCAGUAUGCUGCCUCUUCUCUUGAGAGAUGGUUUAUUGAUCCCUUUUAUAGCAACAAAUGUUAUCUACAUAUGUUUCUACAGCAUAUCAAUCAAGUUAGCGCAGCCAAGUGCAGGUUUCUUCUCUUUUUUCAAUGCGAACCGUGUGUUCAAGACUGUGCACACUACAAAAAAUGAGAACUCAGUUUUGGUCAAUCUGCUGAGUGUUAAUUUCUUUUUUUCCGUCUUCGGCAUGUUCUGGUUGUUGGUGGCAUCAUUGUUUAUAGUUCCACCACCUUCAUACCCGGACUUGUUCCCUUUGAUGAUAUCAGUGUAUUGUUGUUCGCAUUUCUUGCUGUUCUUCAUAUACUUUAAUCAUCAGCAGUUUUCUAUACCUGUCAGUUUGCCAGCUGUAACCAAAGUGAAAACAAAGUAAUGAUAAAUGUUAAUUAAGUAAUAAUAAAUUUUAAAUACAUAAUAAUAAACUGCAUUUUAAAUUGCA